ACCUCACUCCCGUUAGCUCUGGUUGAUUCCGGAGAUGUCGGGAAUCUUUUAGAUAGCGCACUGGCCACUGCAUUACGCAUUCCUUUGGUUCCCCUACAGUCACCCAUUCCUGUUUGAGCCCUGGAUAAUCGUCCAAUAGCGACAGGGCUCGUACAUCACAUCACUGUUCCCGUUUCUCUGUUGACCCAUGCCACUCAUUUAGAACACCCCCACGCACCCCGUUGUUUUAGAUCUCACCUGGUUGAGUUGGCAUAACCAUGUUAUUUCCUGGUCUGAGAGGAGAAUGCUGGGUUGGUCGCAGGAGUGUCAGGGGAGGUGUCUCGCGGUGUCUGUCAACACCACU
This is a messenger RNA of Coregonus sp. 'balchen', 343 nucleotides long. The record is from the annotation of a GenBank genome assembly. Lineage: Eukaryota; Metazoa; Chordata; Actinopteri; Salmoniformes; Salmonidae.